UAAUGCCGUAGUCUUGCGUCGCCUCAGACAGAUGUACAGUCAAUGGAGUCAAGCGGUCACUGCAACGCACUUACAUUAAUAACAAACCAAGUAUUAUUCGUCCGGUCUGAAAUCUGGAGUUGAAGACGAGCACGAAACAUUUAAAUUGAAUUUAUUUAUUUAUGAUGGUUGUUAAGUAGAUUUUUAAACGUGCGAUUUCCCGAUCGUAUUUGUGUGUUUCGUAAACCUUCCCAUACCAGAGGCCUCGUACGAAUACAAAAGGCCCAGUUAGCUAGCUAGCGGUAACUAUUUAACCAUAUAUUUUUUGCAGAUUAUAGCUGUAUUGCUCGCUGGCUACUACAUUUUUUGCAGUAGAAGUGUGCAUUCAGAUUUUAUUGCUGCGAAUAUGGCGGACCAGAGGGCUGUGGUGAUGCAACAGAUUCUGGACAGGAGCUGCUGGGUGUGUUUUGCCACCGAUGAGGACGACCGCUCGGCGGAGUGGGUGCGGCCCUGCCGUUGCCGUGGCUCCACUAAGUGGGUGCACCAGGCGUGCCUGCAGCGGUGGGUGGACGAGAAGCAGCGGGGGAACAGCACGGCCCGCGUGGCCUGCCCGCAGUGCAACGCAGAGUACCUCAUCGUCUUCCCCAAACUGGGUCCGGUGGUGUACGUCCUGGACCUGACCGACCGGCUCAUCUCCAAGGCCUGCCCCUUUGCCGCUGCUGGGAUCAUGGUGGGCUCCAUCUACUGGACUGCGGUCACGUACGGAGCGGUCACCGUCAUGCAGGUGGUGGGCCACAAGGAGGGCCUGGACGUGAUGGAGCGAGCGGACCCCCUCUUCCUGCUCAUCGGCCUGCCCACCAUCCCCGUGAUGCUCAUCCUGGGCAAGAUGAUUCGCUGGGAGGACUAUGUCCUGCGGCUGUGGAGGAAGUACUCCACCAAACUGCAGAUCCUCAACAGCAUCUUCCCCGGGAUUGGCUGUCCUGUCCCGCGGAUCCCGGCGGAGGCUAGCCCGCUAGCGGACCACGUUUCGGCCACGCGCAUCCUGUGUGGCGCGCUGGUCUUCCCCACCAUCGCCACCAUCGUGGGCAAGCUCAUGUUCAGCAGCGUCAACUCCAACCUGCAGCGGACUAUCCUGGGGGGAAUUGCAUUCGUGGCCAUCAAAGGAGCUUUUAAGGUCUACUUCAAACAGCAGCAGUACCUGCGCCAAGCCCACCGCAAGAUACUCAACUUUCCUGAGCAAGAGGAGGCCUGAGGGUGGGCCACGCCCACCCCUCCCGACAGCCCCACCGCUCUCCUCUGUCUUGUGGACUUCGUUGUAUACUGCUAGUACAUCACUAUCAUGAUUCUUAUUGUUUGGAUAAUAUUUUAAAAUCUUAAGUGGACAUGCGUAUGUGCACACGCACGCACACACACACACACACACACACACAACCGUUUUCCCAGAAAUGUGACUUUAUUUCGUAACUCUUGUGGCAGGUUAGUGCUUCUGAAAGAGACUCGUAAGAGGAAGAAUUUUUUUAACUGCAUAACCAGCACAUGUAGUAUUUUGCAAGGGGAUACCGAGUAUGGGGCAUAUGUAAUCAUACAGGACAAUUUUAUAAUUAUAAAUAAUUGUUUUAUGUUGUAUUUUUGCAGUGAUCUCAGUUCUGGAGCUGAAUUAUAAAUAUUCCCUUUUUUGGUACGCAUGUGGAAAAUUGGUUGGGACCUCAGAAUAUUCCGGAUAGCAAUCUUUAUCAUAUAUAUUUUUAAAUUCAUUUUGCAAGAUGAUUUUUCUUCCGCCUUAAGUCGAUAUAAACGUCUGUUGUUUUAAUCACAUUUUCAAGGAUGCAAAUGGUACUCUUGGCACAGAUGUCUUAGGGCUUCUAGAACAUUGGUGGAAUCCAUCAACACUUGCCUACUUCCAGUAAGAAAUGGAAUGGCACAAACUGCUAUGCUUUAGUAGCAUUAACUCCCCCUCUGAUUUUUUGUUGUGAAAGGGUGAUUAUUUCGAUUCAGGGCAGAGUCGACAGAAGGCCAGUCAGAAGACAGGAACAAGGCACUCAGCGAAAUUCUUAGCUGAGUUCCAGGUGGUGCUGGGAGAUGAAGUUCAGGGCCAGUUUAAACACACCUAGCAAUCUUUUGGCCUGGACUACAAUCCCCUGCUCCCCACUGGUACUGUGAUUCAGAGGUUUUGGUGGAAAGGCCACAGGUUGAAUGCCACACAGCCUCUGCUUGUGCAUUUCCCCUGCCCCUGGAGCUGUUGCAGGACAUCACAGUGUUUCCCUGUCUGGUGACCAGACUGACCUGAAAGACCAGCACAGAUAUCAGAAAGGGAGCCAUUGCAUCUGUCGUCAUGGAGUAGGCAUAAAGACUAAACUCAUUAAACCGCAUUAAUGCUGGCCAAUGAAGAAAUAUCCCUGUGCUAUUCUUUUUAAAUAGUGACCGACUGUGACUGAGACUUAAGGCUUUCAUUUCUGAGCUUUAUUAUUUUUCACCGCACAACACUUGCUCACAAUCUUGGCGCAACGCUGUACAACACUAGCUAACGAUCCCACGAUACAUACUAACUUAUUAAUGUUAGUUAUUGAUUUCAUGUUUAGAGUGUGUUUAGGUUUAGGUGUACAGUUAAGUUGUUGGCCAAAGUGGUCUUUUACACAUUGUAUACCCUGAAGUGUUAAUGUUCAGCCUGUUGUUUUAUAUGUACAAAGUUUUUAGUGAUUUAGCUUGAUUUUUCUGCCACAAAUCUCCGGAAACCUGGUCCCGGAGCAAAGCUGGACACCCGAGCAUUCUUCUGGACGCAUGCUCAAGCUUCAAUCCUGAGAGAACUUCCUACUCAACAAACUGUUGAUUUGAUCUCUGAUUGGCUCAGACACGUCGCAUGACAACCAACGGGAGAGCUUAACUUGGCCCCACAAGGGUGCAGGUUUGAAACCUCUUAUGUACUUACUUGAGCUGCUUCACUCAGUUGUGUAAAAUGCAAGCUACGUGAAGUUGUAUGUGAAGUUUGAGGGUCUAGGCCUGAGUCGAGCCCUUUGGAGGUUGGAGGUUCUCUUUCACAUUUAAAGAGGGAAAUGAAGGCAACCAGGACUGAAACUGUGCCAUUUUGUGCCUCCAGAUCCGUCCGGGUUCUGGUUGUAGCUUUGCAAGUCAUGCUGCUGUUGAAGCAUUUCACUCCCUGCUGAACAGAUCUGUGAAAAACCCCCAGGAGACUUACAGCCAGAGAAGGCCAUAGACACUACUAGUUUAGCGUUUUCCAGGAGUUAGCACUAUCAGUAUAUUUAAAUUAGCCUUUGAGGGUCGUAUUAAGUGGCUUGUGAUUAGAAUUAGUUACCGAAACAAAACGCUCACAUGUUUCAGGCCUCGUCCUUUCACGCGCAUGACCCGGGGGUUCAGCCUGGGGCUCGGCCCCGCUGCCUCCUGGGAUAUCCAGCGGGGCGGAGGUCUCUUCCACAGCCCCUGUGCAGCGAGCUUGAUUUCAAAAUUAGGCUUUGCCAGCUGCCAGUUACGAUGAGAUCUCUGCACUUUUGAGGUUUGUGAGGCGCUUCCAGCCGCCUGUUCACAUAGGCAGGGCGGGUGGGUGAGCGGCGGCAGGUGGAGGUGGAGGUGUAGGUGUAGUCCCACUGCACUCAGCACUAAUGGGUGAUGUUUGCUGUAGAGUUGUGACGAUCGCUGCAGUGACGGUGUGGCCUGUGCUCUCCAUUCCUUCUGUUUCACCAGGGUGUUCAAACGGGUCAUGGAUUUAGUUCCUGAGCUGGAUGUUAAAUCUCCUCAUUGAUGUAGAUUAUUUAGGUCUUGACCCCCCCCCCCCCCCCCAAUCUUCAAACCUACACCUCCUACGCCCAAUUGGUGAGGUCAUCAAUGACUUGAUGCUUAAGCGUGCACCUCAUUUCAGCAUUUUCCCUGUUCCACACAGACUCGCACUCAUACAUAUGCGUGCGCGCGCGCACACACACACACACACACACUUCCUCCAGUGUAAAAUGCUGAUCUAUAUGACAGUUUCAUUAUUUUGUGAGCUUAGCUGGUUAGGUUUCUUGACCCCAUUAAAAGCAUAAAAUAACCAUUCAUUUGAAGAGGUUGAGUCCCACUCUAAACAAAUCCAACGCAGCGUGAGAGACAAGCCUAGGAUGAGUAGUCUGGUUUGGUUCAGGGGCUGGCUCAGACACCGAAUACAACACCAUAUUUUAGAUAAGUAAUCGACAGGUAGUAUAUAUUUUUUGUCUUUUUUUUUUCUCUUGAGAAAUAAUUUCCCCAUUAGUGUGAAAAAUGGAGAACUACUUUCCAGGGAUUGCAUGGGGCUCUUGAAUAAACUACAAAUAAAAUGUGUUUUAUUGUUUAAAAAAAAAGCCAAAAGCAGAAUAUUGUUGUAUAAAUGUAUGCUUUGUACAGUUAUAUUGCUUCUGAAUUUAUAGUUUAAUGGUUGAUAAUUGUGAAUAAAUGUAUUUUUCCACA
Anguilla rostrata (American eel) is the source of this 4410-nucleotide messenger RNA. It is a transcript of the gene marchf5, whose product is annotated as membrane-associated ring finger (C3HC4) 5. The record is from RefSeq and is a predicted model, not a curated record. Gene Ontology annotation, cellular component: mitochondrial outer membrane. Gene Ontology annotation, molecular function: zinc ion binding; ubiquitin protein ligase activity. Lineage: Eukaryota; Metazoa; Chordata; Actinopteri; Anguilliformes; Anguillidae. Gene Ontology annotation, biological process: protein polyubiquitination; regulation of mitochondrial fission. The coding region runs from base 386 to 1231 and encodes 281 amino acids. The transcript is spliced from 6 exons.